GAAAGCGAGGUUGACGUUUAAGAUGUUUGUGUUUGUGUGCUGUGCUCUGGCCUCUGUGCUUUGAAAUGACUUGUUAACGAUAACGCUAGAAAUGUUUAGACCAAAAGCUGCAUUGAUAGGAAUUGUAGUAAUUUGGGCUUUAAUAAUCACCAUAUAUUAUGUACGUAGAAAACCAUUAAGCACUUUGUCCCGCGAUUACGCGGAGGCGGGGCGACCGACUGUACUCACAACAACGGCAUCAGAAGCUGAUCAGGAAAAAUCGUCAAAGAAGAAGGUAGAACCCCACAAUUCUUCUAUUAAAACAAAAGAAGACGAAGAAAUAGCGAAAGAUGAACCGGAAAUUCAGGGUGAAAUAAAACAUGGUGAAAAAAUGUGCUUGGAUACACUUGAAAACAGAGAUCAAAAGGUGGGACUUUGGGAAUGCCAUGGUGAAGGACGAAAUCAGUAUUGGGUUAUAACAAAAGAUCAUAUGAUCAAGAACAAUGAAUUGUGUGUACAAGCACCUUCAGAAAAAGAAACAAACAGAGAUGCAAAGCUUGCAAGGUGUGAUGCAAAAAUAAAAGAACAGAAAUGGUCAUACAAAGAUAACAUGCUAAUUUCACAAGACACAAACAAUUGUCUCACUGCUGGUAACCCAAAGGCACUUACUGUUGUUGCAUGUGAUAAAAAAGAGUCAGUGAAUCAAAAGUUUACAGUAGAAAUUGUUCGUGAUCUUGGGGUGUGAAAUUUGAAGGUCUUGGGGCAUAAAAAUACAUGACAACUUGCCACAGUCAAGUAUUUAAUAGUAAAUUAAGAAUGCAAAUACAGACAGACUAAUAUAUGGUAAAAGCUCUAUUAAGCCCCUGGGGAGAGGAGGCUUAUUAAAAACUUGAAGUAAAAAUGUUUUAACAAUGCCCUUGUCUAUUUUUUGUUAUAAAAAUUUCAUUCAAAUGUUCUCAGAAAACUUCACUAGCAACUUCGAAAGGCUAAUUCAUCAAUUAUAAGGUCCUUAUCUUCGUCAAAAUCACCAGGAUCAGUGGAUAACCCUGGGACAUCUUCUAAACAAAUUUUGACUGACUGCUUAGUUGCACAAGUAAGUCUUUACAUGGGCCGUAUUUAAUGCACAUGAUCAUCAAGAGACCCACUAAAUGCGCAUGUUUACCUUGUUUGACAACAAAGGUUAAAGAGGGAGGUCUUAAUAGAGAGUGGGGGCUUAUUUUAAGUUUUUGCUUGAUAAGGAGGGGCUUAAUAGGGAAAGGGGCUUAAUAGAGAGAAGGCGCUUAAUAGAGCUUUUACCGUAUUUAAACUUCUAUGGUAACUUUUUUCCUUGCUCUAUUCAAUUGCUCUUUUCCUUUAUUUGUAAUGCAAGAUUAUGGACUUUUUAGCAAGGUUUCUUUUUUUAAAAAUUUGCAUAUACCCAUCCCUGUAUCAUGUGUUUUCUUGAAAACAGUUACAAAAAUGGCCAAGAUUGGCUGGAGAUUUGCUAAGGGCUGCAAUGAGCUUUGGCCCUAGUUUUGGCUUGAGAAAGAAAAGAGAAUGGCAAUGGGGCAGGAAAUGGAGCCGGGAAUGGAGCCGGGAAUGGGGAUAGAAAUGAAUUUGCUUUUCACACCAUGCCGACCUUUCUGUUUGUACAACCUAGUGAGAAAUAUAGUUAACAAACUUUUGAUUUCAUAUAAAAAAGUUUUUUUGGAAAAAAUAUUUUCCGUAUGGUCUCGUCUUAGUUAUUAAUAAUUUUAUCUUAAGUUAUUUGACCAAAGUUGUUUAAAUUAAUCAGUUGUACUUUUUUUUAAAAUCAAAGUGCUUUACAGUUUGUUAUCUUUGCUAUCAAUGUUGCAUAUGUAUUGUUAUCAAUAGCAAUG
This is a messenger RNA of Rhopilema esculentum, 1838 nucleotides long. RefSeq names its product polypeptide N-acetylgalactosaminyltransferase 2. Lineage: Eukaryota; Metazoa; Cnidaria; Scyphozoa; Rhizostomeae; Rhizostomatidae. Gene Ontology annotation, cellular component: Golgi apparatus. The record is from RefSeq and is a predicted model, not a curated record. Gene Ontology annotation, biological process: protein O-linked glycosylation. Gene Ontology annotation, molecular function: polypeptide N-acetylgalactosaminyltransferase activity.